AUGCAUGUGAUUCGUUGUUGCCGCCUACGUUCACUCCCCUCCGUCGCACAUGCGACUAUUCUCCCGUCAAUGUCGCACACUUCCCGCGAUCGCCAUAGCGCACUCCCCCUCAUCACCUUCGCGCACUCCCCUCCCUCGCCUUCGCGCACUCCCCUCCCUCGCCUUCGCGCACUCUCUCUCGUCGCCUUCGCGCACUCCCCUCCCAUCGCCUUCGCGCACUCCCCUCCCGUCGCCUUCGCACACUCCCUGCCCGUCGCCUUCGCGCACUCCCCUCCAAAGAGGAUGAUCACUCCCUCCCGUCGCCCACGCUUCCUUCCUGACGCACGAUCACGCUCCCUCCCCUCCCGUCGCCUUCGUGCGACGCCUCUUUCGCCCCUCCUCACUCUCUUCCGUCGCCCACGCUCACUCCCCUCCCGUCGCCCACGCUCACUCCCCUCCCGUCGCCCAUGCUCACUCCCCUUACGUCAUACCUCCUUUCCCCAUCCCGUCAUUCCCUCUCCCUCCGUUCCCUAUCCUUCCAUUCCCCAUGCCUACUUUCACCAUUCCACCAUACCCCAUCCCACGACCUUCCCGUCAUCUCCACCCGGGUACAACCUAAAUCUCCGCCUCGCCCGAUCUCCGCCUCACCCCAUCUCCUCCUCACCCCAUCUCCUCCUCACCCCAUCUCCUCCUCACCCCAUCUCCUCCUCACCCCAUCUCCUCCUCACCCCAUCUCCUCCUCACCCCAUCUCCUCCUCACCCCAUCUCCUCCUCACCCCAUCUCCUCCUCACCCCAUCUCCUCCUCACCCCAUCUUCUCCUCACCCCAUCUCCUCCUCACCCCAUCUCCUCCUCACCCCAUCUCCUCCUCACCCCAUCUUCUCCUCACCCCAUCUCCUCCUAUACACAUCCGCUUCUUUCCCCUUCCCUCGUCACCGCGUCCCCUCCUCUCCCCAUCCCCUCCUCUCACCAUCCCCUCUUCUCCCCACCCCCUCCCGUCCUCUUCCCAUCCGCCCAUCCCACCUCACCACUUCCCUCCUCUUCCCAUCCAUCCUCUCCUCAUCCCUCCCCAUCCGUCCUUUCCCCAUCCGAUCCUCUCACCCUCCCCUCCAGGUGUUUCCCACACCGCCCUCGGCCCAGCGGCACCUCUUCAUCCCUUGUGCUUUUCUGCACCAGGGAGCUGCUUGGGGCGCUGUGGGCGGAUGGCGGUGGGCAGAGUCACGCAGUAGAGGCAGACGUGGUGCUGCUUGUCCUCCCCUUCCCCCGUCCUCCCAACCUCUCUUCCUCCCUUCAUCAAUUCCUCCCACCCUGCAUUCCUCCCGAGUGA
Molecule: messenger RNA, 1305 nt
Organism: Closterium sp. Yama58-4
Lineage: Eukaryota; Viridiplantae; Streptophyta; Zygnematophyceae; Desmidiales; Closteriaceae
Source: the annotation of a GenBank genome assembly